Physella acuta is the source of this 2608-nucleotide messenger RNA. Its product is annotated as zinc finger protein 62 homolog. The record is from RefSeq and is a predicted model, not a curated record. Lineage: Eukaryota; Metazoa; Mollusca; Gastropoda; Physidae.
UAGAUCUGCAUAUGGCAUAUAGAUCUAGAUCUAUAAUCAAUCAGACAUUACCAGUCAUUUUUACAUUUCUUUAGUUGGCAGCUAUACCAUUAAAUAUUAAAAAAUAAUAUUUCUCUUGGUUUUUUUUUUAAAAUUAAAUGGUCAAAUUUUAAUAAAGUGGCAAAAUCUUCUUACGGCUAAUUUAAAAAUUUACAUAAAAGCUAACAAAAUGAAGGAAGUUAACUUUCAAAAUGAAGAGGUGGCUAAACACAAAUCAACAGAAAUUAGUGAACUUGAUGUUAUAACUACAGAUUCAGCAGCUGAUGAUCAUACUACAACAUAUAUGACACAAGAGCUUUCUACUAAUAAUAACACAGAACAUGUUUCAAAUGGCCAGUUCAGUCCUUCAUCUGAUUCAACAAAUAAAACUGGAUAUGAAAACAAGAACACAGUAGCAAAGCUGCACAAGUGUAAAAAGAAAUAUGAAUGUGAUGUGUGCCAUAAAACAUUUUUAAAUAGGAAAGAUUUAUCUAUGCAUAAAAUUCACUCUGGAGAAAAACCACACAAGUGUGGAGUGUGUCAUAAAAAAUUUAUUCACAGGCAACACUUGUAUAAUCAUACAAAAAUUCACAUCAUUGAUAAACCAUAUGAGUGUGAAGUAUGCAGCAAGAAGUUUUUUAAGAGGAAUGAUUUAUCUAUGCAUAAAAUUCACUCAGGAGAGAAACCUUUUGAGUGCGAAGUAUGUCAUAAAAAAUUUGCUUUUAUUAUGAAUCUAACCAGACAUAAUAAGAAAAUUCAUUCUGGGGAAAUAAUUGAAAAUGAUCAUUCAGUAGAUAAACCGUAUGAGUGUCAUGUAUGUCAUAAAAAGUUUAAUUACAGGAAACAGUUGUACACUCAUAAUAUAUUUCACUUUGUAGAUAAACCAUACAAGUGUGAAGUAUGUCACAAGAAGUUUUUUAAUAGGAAAUAUUUAUUAAUGCAUAAAAUUCACUCAGGAGAAAAACCUUAUGAGUGUGAAGUAUGCCACAAAAAAUUUGCUUUCAUUACAAAUCUGUCCAGACAUAAGAAAACUCAUUUUGAAGAAAAAUUUGAAAAAAUGUAUUCAAGUUCAAGAAUGGAUGUCAUUCAAUCAGAAGAAAAACCUUAUGAGUGUGAAGUAUGCCACUUAAAAUUUGCUUUAGUUAAAAGUCUAGCCAGACAUAAGAAAACUCAUGUAAUAGAAAAACCCGAAGAAAUGGAUUCUAUUGUAAGAAAGAAACCAGACGACCUUCACUCAGUAGAAAAACCUCAUGAGUGUGGUGUAUGUCAUAAAAAGUUUAAUCGCAGGAAACAGUUAUAUCAUCACAAUAGAAGUCAUGUAGGAGAUAAACCAUCUGAGUGUGAUGUCUGCCACAAAAAAUUUGUUUUCAUUACAAAUCUAUUCAGACAUAAGAAAACUCAUUUUGAAGAAAAAUUUGAAAAAAUGUAUUCAAGUUCAAGAAUGGAUGUCAUUCAAUCAGAAGAAAAACCUUAUGAGUGUGAAGUAUGCCACUUAAAAUUUGCUUUAGUUAAAAGUCUAGCCAGACAUACGAAAACUCAUGUAAUAGAAAAACCUGAAGAAAUGGAUUCAACUGUAAGAAAGAAACCAGACGACCUUCACUCAGUAGAAAAACCUCAUGAGUGUGGCUUGUGUCAUAAAAAGUUUUACCGCAGGGAACAGUUAUAUCAUCAUAAUAAAAGUCAUGCAGGAGAUAAACCAUAUGAGUGUGAUGUCUGCCACAAAAAGUUUUCAGGAAAUGGCUUUUUAAAAAAGCAUAAGCUGAUUCACACAGGACAGAAUCUGUUUCAAUGUAAUGUAUGUCACAGGAAGUUUGUUUUCAGCCAACACCUAGCACAGCAUAAACAAACUCAUGAUGCAAUAAAAACACAUGAGUGUGAUUUUUGCCACAAAAAGUUCAUGUAUUUUAAGCAAUUAUUGAUACAUAAAAAAUUUCACUCUGGUGAGAAACCUUAUGAAUGUGAAAUUUGUCAUAAAAGGUUUGCUGGAAAUGCCAAUUUAGAAACUCAUUUGCAACUUCACUCAGGAGAGAUAGCCUAUGAGUGUGAUGUAUGUCAUCAAAGGUUUUCUCGACAAGGUACCCUAAUAAUACAUAAACAGUUUCACACUGGGGAAAGAAAUUUUGAGUGUGAGUUGUGUCACAAAAAGUUUAUAGCGAAGGGACAUUUGUCUCGACAUAAACAGACUCAUUCAGAAUAUAAUACAGAAGAAUGUCAUUUGUGCAAAAAAACAUUUUUUAAUAGUUUCUUACUGUCUAAACAUCUGUAUUUGCAUACAGUAAUGUUACCAGAAGCACAAAAGUGUGAAGAAUGUGGAAAAAUGUUUACGAGGAGUGAUACUCUGCAGAAGCAUAAAGACAAGCAUGCGGGCAUAAAAUUACCUAAAAAGUUUGAAGUCCUCAAACAGGUUUUAUUGUAAUGAUAGUGUGCACUAAGUUGAAACUCAGUAACUACUUAUGUGAUGUAAAAUUGGUUCAUUGUAAGUUAAGCAUGAAAUUGUGUGAUUCAAGACAAUAAAUAAAAACUGGGGUGUGUUAAUUCAAAGGAAUUACCAUUAUCACAUCAACUUAGUAAUUUUGAUUUAUUCAGCUUA